This is a messenger RNA of Candidula unifasciata, 762 nucleotides long. The record is from the annotation of a GenBank genome assembly. Lineage: Eukaryota; Metazoa; Mollusca; Gastropoda; Stylommatophora; Geomitridae.
GAAACUUCAUCACCACCGGCUGGCGGGUAGACAGCAAGAGCUGUGACUGGGACUUCCGCAGCAACAGCAGCCACCACAACGGCAAGUUCUUCUCACCAGGCUACCCACAAAACUACAAGCCCAGCUCUUCGUGUAGGUACCGCUUCUUCGCGAGGCCAGGGGAGCGAGUUCGAGUCUUGUUUACAAAUAUACAACUUCACCACAUAGAUGCCAGUUGUCGAGAUAGUCCUGACGUCAUAACAGUCUAUGACGGCAUAGAUAACACGUCGGCUGUGAUUGGUCAAUUCUGCGGCAUUCAUAACGCAGAAGAGGUCAUAUCCACCGGAACUAACCUUUAUGUGGCCUUCACCUGUGAUGACAGAAACGAAAAGCAAGAGUUUCAAUGCAAUCAGAAAAUAGAGAGCCCUAAUCAUCAUAAUGGCACAAUUUCCAGUCCUUUUCAUCCAGAGGCAUAUCCUGCAGACAUAUCGUGUAGAUACGAGUUCAUCGGCGUUGGGCGCGAAAGAAUUCAACUGAGAUUUUUGCACCUGGAUUUGUACUAUGCUAAUGGCGACCCAAUGGAGCCUUUAGACUGUACAGGUUCUGACUCCGUGUCCGUCUACAUCUUCAUCAACGGAAGGAUGGAGGAACUGAAGACCUGGUGUGGACGCAAGUUGCCGCCCAUGCUGAUGUCCAACCAGCACAAGAUGACAGUGGAGUUCCGCAGCUAUCAUUCAUCUUCCACUGUUACAGGGUUCAAGGCGCAGUAUAGUUUUGUUACAA